CGGCAGCGGGGAGGGUUGAAUAGGGGGGGAUCCCCAGGAUUUUUUAACACCGAAUUACCGGGGUAAAUAGUCACCCAAAACGCGAGGAAAACCCGGACACAAAAGGCUCAGCACCACCUCGACUCCGAGCCAAGAUGUCGGAGGAGGCGGUGCGUCAGACGCGCAGUCAGAAGAGGGCGCUGGAGAGGGACGCCCUGCCCGUGGAGCUGGACAGUAAGAAGGUGAAGCUGGAGAGUAGCGAGGCCGGAGGCGGGGCCAGAGGAGGGGAGGACAGGGCGCGGGCGAAGGCGGAGUCCGCCGGCAGGGUGUCCAGCAUACUGAACGCGGGGGAGGUGAAGGCCACCAUCAAAGUGGAGGUUCAGGCUGGAGACGGGCCCGUCGACAUGAGCACCUCCAAAAGCAUGAAGAACGAGCGGAGGCCGCCCUCCCCGGAUGACGUCAUCGUCCUGUCGGACAACGAGCCGUCGAGUCCCCACAUGAACGGGAUAAGCCACUUCUCCAGGGAGGUGGACACAGAGAAGCUCCUGAGGAGCAGUCCAGAGGAGCGGAACCGCAUCAUUAAGCAGCUGAAAGAGGAGCUGCGCAUGGAGGAGGCCAAGCUGGUGCUGCUGAAGAAGCUGCGGCAGAGCCAGAUCCAGAAGGACUCCUCUGUGCAGAAGCCCACAGGGUCGUCCAGCUCUGUGGCUACACCGCCCCCUCUGGUCAGGGGCAGUAUUACAGCCAACAAAGGGUCACUGCAGGUGGUGUCGGGUCGGAGUUCGGGCACCGUCAUCCCCCCUCCCCUUGUCCGGGGAGGGCAGCAGGGCUCAAAGUCCGGCUCACAGAACUCGCACAUCGUCAUGCCGCCUCUGGUCAGAGGGGCACAGCCCAUCUCCGUGUCCCCCCAGCAGAUCCACAGCCUGCGGCAGCAGUCCCAGCAGCACGGGGGCUCUGGCCCCCCGCCUCUGCUGCUCGCCCCCAGGGCCACCGUGCCCAGCGUGCAGGUGCAGGGUCAGAGAGUCAUCCAGCAGGGCCUGAUCCGAGUGGCCAACGUGCCCAACACCAGCCUGCUGGUCAACAUCCCGCAGGCAUCCCCCACCACCCUGAAAGGCUCCUCUGUGACAUCACAGACAGGCUUGACUGGCGGCAGCGUGUCAUCAGUCAGCGCCAACGACUCUCCUGCCAGCCGCCAGGCUGCUGCUAAGCUCGCCCUCCGCAAGCAGCUGGAGAAGACCCUGUUGGAGAUCCCGCCUCCUAAACCCCCUGCACCCGAGCUCAACUUCCUGCCCUCGGCCGCCAACAACGAGUUCAUCUACCUGGUGGGGCUGGAGGAGGUGGUGCAGAACCUGCUGGAUGUGCUGGGAAAAGGGAAGCCUCAGACGGCCCCCUUCCCCAAAGACCCCUACACCUGCGCCCAGUGCAAGACGGAUUUCACCAGCCGCUGGCGUCAGGAGAAGAGCGGCACCAUCAUGUGUGAGCAGUGCAUGACCUCCAACCAGAAGAGGGCGCUCAAGGCGGAGCACACCAACCGGCUGAAGGCGGCCUUCGUCAAGGCCCUGCAGCAGGAGCAGGAGAUCGAGCAGAGGAUCCUCCAGCAGCAGGUCCCCUCGCCUGCAUCCCACGGCCCCUCCUCCUCUUCCUCCUUGUCUUCUUCGGUGGUGAAGACGGAGCAGGUGCUGGUGUCGCAUCAGAUGAAGCAGGCCCGCGCCUCUUCCAUGCAGCCGCAGCAGCACAGCCGGGCCACGACCAUCAGCCGCCACCACUCCACCAUCAAACAGAGCCCUGGCCAGCUUUCCAGAAGCGUCCAGCCCUCGGGCACGCGGGCGGUCACCCACACCUUCUCGCCGUCCUCGCAGCUGCAGAACGCCGUUGCCGCGGCAGCGCUGGUGAGCAGGCCAGGUAAGCAUGCCAGGCGUGCAGGGUCAAAGGUCAGCAUGAGCAGCAGUGACCCCAUCGCCGGUGCCUGGAGGAAGCAGAACGCUGUGGCCACAGGGGUCAGUAUGGCAUAUGUGAACCCCAGCCUCACGGCACACAAGAGCUCCUCAGCAGUGGACCGCCAACGCGAGUACCUCCUCGACAUGAUCCCCUCCCGCUCCAUCUCCCAGACAGCCAACACAUGGAAAUAAUGCUAACAACACUCCUUAUUCUUAAUGAGAAUAUUAGUAAUAAUCGUCACUAUCGUCAUAGCGAACGACAGCUCCUCCUGGUAAAAAGCCCUAAGACAACCUGCAACUGCAAACCCAAUAAUAAAAAAAAAAAAAACCCUCUCGGCUUUCUGUCUGUCCCUCUGUCCCUCCCU
Molecule: messenger RNA, 2278 nt
Organism: Megalops cyprinoides (Indo-Pacific tarpon)
Lineage: Eukaryota; Metazoa; Chordata; Actinopteri; Elopiformes; Megalopidae
Product: transcriptional repressor p66-alpha-like
Exons: 11
Coding region: 135-2105 (656 amino acids)
Biological process (GO): negative regulation of transcription by RNA polymerase II
Cellular component (GO): NuRD complex
Molecular function (GO): sequence-specific DNA binding
Source: RefSeq, a predicted model, not a curated record